UCUGGGUUUUGCUGUGAUCGGCUGUGAGGGGUGGGAGAGAUGGGUUUGCAGUGUUGAUCUGUUCACUUCAAAUGAUCAAAAAAACAAACAUAAUUUAAAAAUAAAUAAAUAAAAGACUAAUAAUCAAUCCUUGUGCUCCACUCAGACUGUAAUUUGCAGUACGAUUUGAUCCCUGGUCAGGUGGUAAGGAGAAAUACUUCAUCGCGAUGAUGCUGAAGAAGUCGAGAAUGACAGUGCUGAGGAGAGAGAUCGUCGCCUAUCCAGCUUCUCGCCAGAUGAGGAACCUGCUUGUCGCUCAGGUGCUGUUCAGAGGCCAGAAGCUUUGUCUGAUGACGUCCCACUUCGAGAGCACCAGGGCCUGUUCGGAGGAGAGGAUGAGACAGCUGCAAAUAGUGAUGAAGAUCAUGACACAGGCGCCUGAUGAUUUCACCGUCCUGUUUGGAGGAGACACCAACCUGAGGGAUUCUGAG
Plectropomus leopardus (leopard coralgrouper) is the source of this 470-nucleotide messenger RNA. NCBI's taxonomy places the organism in Eukaryota, Metazoa, Chordata, Actinopteri, Perciformes, Serranidae. The record is from RefSeq and is a predicted model, not a curated record.